AUGCCAACAUAUGCGAGUGGUCGCCGCACGGUUAGUGCAACAACACCCUCACAGCUUCAGAUGGCCACACCCACCUUUCAUUCGCCACAUAGCUUCUAUCCCUCACAACAGGUAGAUCUUGGUCGUCCCAAUGGCGGCAACUCGCUCUUGUCAGAUCCCUUUCCUUCCACACCGUACACCUCAGUGAGCAAUUUGUUCAUGUCUCAGGGGGUGCGCAACACUCUCAUCACGCCUCACUUCAUUCGCCAAGCCCGUGCCGUCACGCACGUCACAUCCUCAAAGUUCGCCCCCUACACAACUAUUUACAAUUUGGAAAACGAAGACAAACCGAGUGUGUUGAUUCCCAAGAUAUCCACGCAGGUUUACCAAACCACUGCUCGUUACACUGGCAAGGAUAUUCUCCUGCGCCGCAUCGUCAAGACUUCCAUCACGGCAGAGGAUUGCAAAGUGGUUUAUGAGACACUGCGACACUACCGGCACCCGAAUCUUGUGCCCCUUACAAACAUCUUCACGACAGACGAGUUUAUCAUGGGAAGCUCAGACGUCAUCAUGGAGUAUCGUUUCAUGCCAGGCGCUAAGAGCAUAUAUGAUGCUCUUUUUACAGAAAACAAUCGCGCCACAGAGGGUUUGCUGUGGUCCUUCACAUGCCAAAUGGUUGGUUUGUUACGUUCCUUCCAUGAGACAUUGAUACCUCUACGUGGGUUGCAUUGGUCAAAAAUUAUCUACAUAGAAACGACCGGAAGGUUUUAUUUCACGGGUCUCGGCCUGGUCGAUCUAUUGGAGCCGAACUUGCCCUCAUCAAUGUUGCAUUUGAUGAUGAAGCAGGAUAUUCAAGCCUUUGGUUUCAUCCUCUUCCAGAUCGCGACACGGAACGUCGAUGCGAAGCCGGAGAACUUCAUCAAUAAGCACCCUUUGGUUGGAUUUUCUUCCAGUUUCUGGGAGCUUAUUAAGAUUUGCCUUGAGGGCAAUGCCGAUGCUGCACAGUUGUGCCAUGCGCUAGGGGAGCGAAUAUCGAUGGAGGUAGGCCAUCAGGAGGGGCACGCGGACUUUCUUCUCUCCCAGUGUGUGAAGGAAAUACACAACGGCCGUCUCAUGCGUCUGAUGAUCAAACUGAACUUUGUGUUAGAGUCUCUUCACGAUAUCCAGUACAGCACCGACUCCCAGCGGUAUGCACUGCGACUCUUUAGCCAGUUCGUAUUCAAUCAGGUUGAUGACCAGAACCGUGUGCAUGUUGAUUGGGGGCACGCAUACCACUGUCUGAACAAGCUGGACUGCGGGUCUGAAGAAACAAUUCAGCUCAUCGGGAACGAUGCAAACACCACUGUGCUUGUUAUCAGUUAUGCAGACCUUCGCGUGAUUCUUGAUGGGUUAUUUGAGCAGUUGCAGCAGUUAGCAUCUCAAGGAGGAAAUGGCACAGAUAUAGAUAACCAAACAUUCAUACCGGCUUCUCCAGGGUCUGCAUAA
This is a messenger RNA of Phytomonas sp. EM1, 1464 nucleotides long. The record is from the annotation of a GenBank genome assembly. Lineage: Eukaryota; Euglenozoa; Kinetoplastea; Trypanosomatida; Trypanosomatidae.